Molecule: messenger RNA, 537 nt
Organism: Chaetomium fimeti
Lineage: Eukaryota; Fungi; Ascomycota; Sordariomycetes; Sordariales; Chaetomiaceae
Exons: 1
Coding region: 143-481 (112 amino acids)
Source: RefSeq, a predicted model, not a curated record
GUGCGCCUGUGUGCAGCUGCCACAGGGCUAGCACCUUACAUAAAGUACCUUUUAUACCCUGUUAGUAGUACAGUGUGGGUCCAAAAGUCUGGAUCCAAACCCCCACCCAAUUUAAGCACGCGACGCGACCGCGUUGACUACCAUGAUAUUUGACCUGCUACCAUUCCUCGCCAUGACGCUAGAUUUAGCUGAUUUCGCAGCCAAAAUGGCCUCCAGAAGGCAGCCGAACCAGGAAUUAUCGCCAGAGCUUCGUGCAACCAUUUGUACACUCAUUGCCACCGGCCGGACUCAGCGUGAGGUUGGGGAGCUCUUUCGCGUGUCAAAGAAGGCCGUCCAAGGCGCAGUUCAACACUUCGAAACUCACGAAUCUUUCCACUCCAGACCUCGGAGUGGGCGUCCUGAGGUACUUACGCGGAGAGAGGAGCUGUAUAUCCUAACUCUCAUUAAUGUGACGAACCUGUCUCUGGACCCGUCCUGUUAGGGUUCAGUAUCGGUCGAAGGUAUUCUCUCAAGGGUGCUUAGGUUCGGUGCAGCCAA